AUGCUCGCCAUGUAUGAGAAGCGGCCAGGCCUGUUUAACGGUGAGCCUGAACGGCAGCGAGCCAGUUUCUCGGGACUAUUGAUAUCUUGGAGAGUUAUAUUUGAGUUGGAACAAAAGGUUCUAAGCCUCCAAACCGGAGUCAUCGACAUAGAACCCUCGAUGCAUGAUACAGAGUAUCAUUCGCCAGAAGACUUCAGGAAUUUGGGGUCUAAGUCCCAGAAUAGCUCAGGCCGAGCCGUUGAACAUGGGAAUGAAAGUGACAGUGAUACGAGCCAGUCCCCGAACUACACUGAGGGUGCUGGGAUCAGCUUUAUGAGUUUUCUCUUUACUGACCCUCGGUGGAGGGAGCAAAACCAGAAACUGUUACACAACUUAUCCAAGAGAGCCACAAUUCUAGAAACAAGUGUGCAGCAGAAUAGUCUUCCAUCAGCUCAAGAAGCCUUGGUAGUGUUUAAUACUUACUUGGGAACUUCCCAUGUCCAAAACCCCUUUUUGCUGCGCCGAUGCGUGCAAGGUCUAUACCAAGCACUAUUUCCAGAAAAGUCGGAAGAUCAACAUGGACGUGCUAGUGGCAGUCAAGUAUCAGAGCACCAGCUAUUUCGGGCAUUCAUGAUACUUGCCAUCGGUGCUAUCCCACUUUACCGGAAUGGCAAGCACCAGUACCAUCCUUACGGCUAUUUCCUUGCCGCGUUAAAGCACCUCGAAGCUGGUUUCCUCCUCAGAGGCUUGGAGUCUAUCCAAGAUAUCUUGCUCGGUCUGCAUAGGUGUCGUACUCCAAAAAGCUUAGAUGGCAAUCUGCUCGAGGAGCAAUUGCGGAGACGGGUCUUCUGGCAAUGUUACAUGCUGGACAGAUAUACCUCUGUGAUGCUGGACCGCCCACCCGCCAUAUCUGACAAAGAUAUCCAGGUCGGGUUUCCUGCAGAUGCAGACGAUGAGGAGCUCGACCUCGCCGGACAGUCUGGGGUAUUUGCGGAUCUUGAUUCCUUCUAUCGGAUCAGCACGGCACAGCUGGGCUCCACCCACACUACCGAGACUUCUGUAUUCCUAGUAUGCCUCCGACUACGCCAGGUCACCUCAAAGAUUCAUACAAAAUUUCAGCAAAAGGGCAAAGGGACUGGUGAGCAAACCAUGUCACAAAUUGAUUUGGCAACGGCUAGUGGAACAAUAUACUUGGACCUUGAUGAGCUUCUAAACGAGCUAAACAGUUGGAGAAUUUCUGCACCCAUCUUCACCAACCCAAAGUGCUUGUAUGAGAGGCAGGAGUGGUAUGAUCUGCUCUUGAUGCGAGAGCGACUACUUAUCAUCCGCAAAGCGAUUGAUCUGGUGCCUAAGCGAAACAACGUACCUCCGCGAGACCUACUCAGCAUUUGUCUUGAAUAUUCCGUGGGGACCAUUUCUAGCUUUUGCGCAAUGUUUGACCAGGGGCUUGUGACAUACACCCGCAGUUACUUCCAAACCCUGUUUACCGCGGGGUUGUCUGUCAUGUUCUGUGUUUCAGUUGUAGAGGAUCUUGAUGUCCAGACGAUUAAGAGUGCUUCCGAGGCAGUAAAGAAGGGCGAGAAAACAUUGAAACUGAUGGUUCAAAAACUCCCUGACUCUGUUCACUAUGUUGCUCUAUAUGAAGCAUUGCGCGCAGAUAUUCUACGCAAGACGAAGAGCCUCCAACGACCAGACGCAGCAUAUACCGAGCAACAUAUUCAUUCAACAGCCAUAAACCAAGAUACAGAUGAUGUACAGUACCAACAACAUGGCAGUUUGAAUACUGGGAUCCCCGGUGUUCAUGAUUCACCCAUCCAGCAUAACCCGCUGUGGCCUAUUCUGACACCCGAUGAAACGGCGAAUGGAUUUCAAAUGCAUGAAUCAGCCAUGGAAAACCAACUAUUGUCAUGGGAUAUAUUUGGGGACAACGUCUUUUGGAGUAUGGAGGCCGGCAUGCUUGGGGAGUACGUGUACGGAUCCUCAGCCGCGAGUCAAUUCCUUAACGAUAUAUAA
Molecule: messenger RNA, 1992 nt
Organism: Aspergillus niger
Lineage: Eukaryota; Fungi; Ascomycota; Eurotiomycetes; Eurotiales; Aspergillaceae
Exons: 5
Coding region: 1-1992 (663 amino acids)
Biological process (GO): DNA-templated transcription; positive regulation of transcription by RNA polymerase II
Molecular function (GO): zinc ion binding; sequence-specific DNA binding; DNA-binding transcription factor activity, RNA polymerase II-specific
Source: RefSeq, a predicted model, not a curated record